Doryrhamphus excisus (bluestripe pipefish) is the source of this 8356-nucleotide messenger RNA. It is a transcript of the gene arhgap35a, whose product is annotated as Rho GTPase activating protein 35a. The record is from RefSeq and is a predicted model, not a curated record. NCBI's taxonomy places the organism in Eukaryota, Metazoa, Chordata, Actinopteri, Syngnathiformes, Syngnathidae. Gene Ontology annotation, biological process: regulation of cell size; Rho protein signal transduction; regulation of axonogenesis. Gene Ontology annotation, cellular component: cytosol. Gene Ontology annotation, molecular function: GTPase activator activity; GTP binding; GTPase activity.
AGUGGGAAAAAUGAACAUUUAGACUCUUUUGAGACAGAUAACGCGGAUAAUAAGUAUUGGUGGGGAGUGUUUUUGUCUUUUUUUUUUUUUUAAAGACUACCCAAGAGAGAAGAGAGGAGUGGACGGAAUCCAUAGAGGAAGGAAUGUUAUGGGUCAGACCCGGCAGUGAGAACCUGUUGCAUGGGAACCCAGCAUCCUCCACAGCCUCCUUCUCUCUCUCUAGAGCUUGAGGCAAGCAUGGCAGGAUGAGCGUCCUCCAGCAAUGAUGAUGGCCAAAAAGCAAGAUGUCCGGACGCCCACCUACAACCUGGUCGUAGUUGGGCUGUCCGGUACAGAGAAGGAAAAGGGCCAAUGCGGAGUGGGGAAGUCCUGUCUGUGCAAUCGCUUUGUUCGGCCAAGCGCUGAUGACUUCUACCUGGACCACACCUCUGUUCUCAGCACUAGCGACUUUGGAGGCCGUGUGGUGAACAAUGACCACUUCCUCUUCUGGGGAGACGCUGGGAGGACCGUGGAGGAGGGGCCGGAGUGCCGUAUGAAUGUGGUGGAACAGACGGAAUUCAUCGAUGACCAGACGUUCCAGCCACACCGAAGCACGGCACUGCAACCAUACAUCAAGAGGGCCGCCUCCACCAAGCUGGCCUCGGCUGAGAAGUUGAUGUACUUUUGCACAGACCAGUUGGGGCUCGAGCAAGACUUUGAGCAGAAACAGAUGCCCGAGGGCAAGCUUAUGGUGGACGGCUUCUUACUCUGUGUGGAUGUGAGCAGGGGCAUGAACCGCAGCUUCGAGGAUCAGAUCAAGUUUGUGACAAAUCUCUACAACCAACUUGCCAAAACAAAGAAACCCGUAGUACUGGUUCUCACCAAAUGCGAUGAAGGAGUUGAGCGCUACAUUAAAGACUCGCACACCUUUGCUCUCGCCAAGAAAAACCUCCAGGUUGUAGAGACAUCGGCACGCUCAAACGUCAAUGUUGACUUAGCCUUUCUGACACUUGUUCAACUGAUUGAUAAAAGUCGAGGAAAGCCCAAGAUAAUCACUUACUUUGAGGCACUCAAACAGCAGAGUCAGCAGAUUGCCUCAGCAAAGGACCGCUACGAGUGGCUUGUCAACCGAAUUGUGAAGAACCACAAUGAGACGUGGCCCUCUGUCAGUCGCCGUAUGCAGUCAGCCCCAGAGUACAAGGACUAUGUCUUCCUCGAAGGGACGGCUAAAGCCAAGAAACUCUUUCAACAGCACGUGCAUCGACUAAAGCAAGAGCAUAUCGAGAAACGCAGGAAGGCCUAUCUGAGUGCUUUACCACAGGCCCUAUCUGUACUGUUACCACAGUUGGAUGAGAUCGACCACUUGAGCUGGUCUGGAGUUCAGAAAGUGCUGGAGACGAAGAGAGAUUUUUCCCAGUGGUUUGUCGUUUUAGAUGACACCCCAUGGGAGACCACGCCGCACAUAGACAACAUGGAGGAUGACCGCAUCCCGCAGGACCUCCUUGAAACUCGCACAGCUCAGGCUAUUUACGAGACUCACCUGGAGCAGCUGAGGAACGAGCGCAAACGAGCAGAAAUGAGAUGGGAAUUCAAGGAGAAGCUGAGCGUCUCUCCGUUCAUUACUCCAGGGAAACCCUGGGAGGAGGCCCGGAGCUUCAUCAUGAAUGAAGACUUCUACCAAUGGCUCGACGAAGUGGAGUAUUUGGAUAUCUACAAUAAACACCAGAAAGAGAUUAUCGACCGAGCCAAAGAGGACUUCCAGGAGCUGCUUCUUGAAUACUCUGAGCUUUUUUACGAGCUAGAAGUGGAUGCAAAGCCAAGUAAAGAAAAGAUGGGAGCAAUUCAGGAAGUUUUGGGUGAAGAACAAAGAUUUAAAGCAUUACAGAAGCUGCAGGCGGAGAGGGAUGCUUUGGUAUUGAAACAUAUCCACUUUGUCUACCACCCGACAAAGGACACCUGUCCCAACAGCCCCCAUUGCGUGGACUCUAAAAUUGAGCAGAUACUAGCAUCCAGAUUCCCCACUCGCUAUGCAUCACCGGAUAGCUCAAGACUGGAUGGGGGUAGGGCAGAGAGGAUAAAUCUGGUCAUACUAGGUAAAGAUGGGCUUGCUCGAGAGAUGGCAAAUGAGAUAAGAGCAUUGUGUACCAGUGACGAUAGGUACUUGUUGGAUGGAAAAAUAUACGAGCUAGCCCUUCGUCCCAUUGAGGGCAAUGUACGUCUGCCAGUCAAUUCCUUCCACACGCCAACCUUUGCCCCUCACGGUUGCCUGUGUUUGUACAACUCAAAGGAAUCGCUCUCAUACGUUGUCGAGAGUUUAGAAAAGCUUAGAGAGUCAACCAUAAGUAGAAGAGAUAGAGAAAAUAUUCUAGCCCAACUCCCGCUUUCCCUCCUCCUCGUGACUAAACGUGGGGUUGGUUCUAUAGGGGACAUUGGAGGGGAAACCGCUCAGAGUCUUAUCCAUCAGGGACUGCUAGUAGCUGCAAAGCUGCAGUGUUGUUACCUGGACCCAGCCUCGCCGGGCAUGGGCUACGGGCGCAAUUUCAAUGAGAGGCAUCUCAACCAGAUGUUGAAGGGCCUCUUAGAGUCUCGGAGAAGCAUUCGGAGCAGCUCGCCACCUUUACCCUCUUCAUUGUCCACCCUCAGAGACUCUCAGUCUCAACCAGUUCUAGAAUCCGACUUGAAGGUUGUCAUGUGUCUCAUGUGUGGAGAUACGUAUGAUCUAGAUCAGCUCCUCGCUCCUUUCUUGCUACCCCAGCACUGUCGCCCUGCUGCCAGCCUCAACAGUGGCACUUCGGUCCUGCUGGAUUUGAGUAUCGGCGGUCAGAGACAGACGAUUGAGUUGUCUUUGCUGUCCUUCCAUUCCUCGUUUUCCCUGCGCAAGACAAGGCUUGUCCAUGGCUACAUUGCGGUGUACUCUGCACGCAGGAAAGCCUCCUUAGAGACUUUAUGUGCCUUCCUGUGUGAGGUUCAAGACAUCAUUCCAGUCCAGUUGCUUGCAGUCGGGGAAAGCCAGAUGGAACUUUCAGACUCUGAGUCGGCCAAGGAACAGGUCAGUCAGGGAGAGGAACUCGCUCAUGAAAUUGAGGCAAGGUUUAACACGGUAAUAUGUGGACAUGGGGGAGUCGUAGGCGGACUUCAUAAGAUUGAUCUUUUCCAAGCUUUUCUGAAGGAGAUAGUGGAGAAACGCACAAUCAUCGAGGCAACACACAUGUACGAUAACGUGGCUGAAGCAUGCACCAACGAGAGCACCAGUCCCCGUUGCGGCUCGCCCAGUCCGGUGAACAAUCUUAUGGACUCUGAGGAUGACAUCGACCCAUCACCGCCCUCCUACCCUACCUUGAGGGAGGAUGGAAGUCUUAGCUCCCACAUCGGAAGUUUGAAGCUAACAGAUUUGGAUUCAAGUGAUACAUUUUCCGUCAUUUCUGAGCUCAGCACUUUUGAGAGCAAACUGAACAACAAGGUGCCUCCACAAGUGAAACCCAAACCUGUCCGGAAGGUCAAUCUCGGCCCUUACAUGGAACAGCAAGUUGGCACCAACCGUCGCUCCUUGCCCCAGGCUGUCACCUGGGCUCCCGGGAGCGAUGGUGGCUAUGAUCCCUCAGACUAUGCCGAGCCUAUGGAUGCCGUAAGCAAACCUCGCCAUACAGAAGAAGAGAGUAUUUACUCCGUCCCUCAUGACAGCACGCAGGGCAAGAUCAUUACGAUCCGCAACGCCAACAAAGGCCACGCCAAUGGGAGUGCUGGAGGGAACGGGUCCGACAGCGAGGCAGAUAGCAGCUCGCUGGAACGUAGAAGAAAGUUGUCGGCCAUCGGGGUAAAGCCUAAGCUUUACAGGGACAGAUCCAAACGGCUUGGAAAGUUCAGCAGUUUUAGGACGAGCUUCUCAAUAGGCAGCGAUGACGAGAUGGGGGGCCCGCCCAAGGCUAGCCAGGAUGAUGGAGGAGCCCAGAAGGACAACUCCAUUGAGGAGAAUGAGGACCCCAAAAGGAGGAAUAUCCUGAAGAGCCUGCGAAGAAAUACAAAGAAAACGCGAUCCAAACCCAGGCAUUCCAUCUCCAAACCUAUUGAGAGCAACUACUUCGGAGUGCCGCUGGUUGCCGUGGUAACUCCAGAGAGGCCCAUCCCGGUGUUUAUUGAGAAGUGUAUACGAUUCAUUGAAACGACAGGCUUGAGCACAGAGGGCAUCUACAGGGUCAGCGGGAACAAGGCGGAAAUGGAGAGCAUGCAGCGUCAGUUUGACCAAGAUCACAACCUGGACCUGGUGGAGAAAGACUUCACUAUUAACACCGUCGCCGGCGCCAUGAAGGCCUUCUUCUCGGAGCUGCCCGAGCCUCUGGUGCCCUACAGCAUGCAGGGGGAGCUGGUGGACGCCUUCAAGAUCAACGACAGGGAGCAGCGCUUCCAGACGAUGAAGGACAUCCUCCGCCGCUUCCCCAGGGAGAAUUACGAGGUCUUCAAAUAUGUUAUCAGCCACUUGAACAAAGUGAGCCAGAACAACAAGCUGAACCUGAUGACCAGCGAGAACCUGUCCAUCUGUUUCUGGCCCACGCUGAUGAUGCCCGACUUCACCACCAUGGACGCCCUGACCGCCACUCGCACCUACCAGACAAUCAUCGAGAGCUUCAUCCACCAGUGCUCGUACUUCUUCUACAAUCAGCCGCUGGCCGACGGCCUGCCGGGCUCACCCACCUCCACGCUCUCGUCUUACGGCAGCGGGGGCGGCACCUCGGCGUACUCGUGCAUGGCCGGGGGCUACUCCUCCUCGCCGACUCCGUCCCCUCCAACCCCUUACGUCCUCCCGGCGACGCCGCCUGUGAUCCCUCACUACGGCCCCCCGAUCCACCACCAUCACCACCACCACCACCACCAACAGUCGCCGCCCCAUUCCCCGCCCCCUACUCCCCAGUCGCCCAUCCCUGCCCUGCUGCCGCCCUCCCUGCACCCCCAUCACCCCCCUACAGAACAACACACGCUGUGAAGCGGGGAUCAAGGGAAAGCGGACAUGGAUGAGAGGAAGUAGGAAGAGGACAUUGACCCGUCACGUCUUGUUUGGAGAGAACACACCUUUUUUUUUUUUUUUGCCACAUGUCACCCAACAGGAUGUUCUUACCACCUGAGUUCACCCGAGGCUCCUUGGAAGUACUGGAGAAGUGGAAGGUAGAGAAGAAAAAAAAAAAACCCAACCAACCGGAUCUGCAGAUUGGAAUCAUAGGCGCACUCACGCCCUUUCAGGCAUUCUCAACAUGUGAGCUGCUCCUCUUCAUCAAGUUACAGAUAAAGGUUUUUUUUAAUCGCAUCAACUUUCCACCCCCUUGCUGGUCUCUUGUGUGUGCGUGUGUGUGUGUGUGUGUGAGAGAGAGUCAUUGCUGCAGUUUUCAGAGCAAGGACCUUGUUCAAAAAGCACUUUCCUGAGCACUUUCAAGGCACAUUUCCUUUUAAAAUACUGGCGUUGGGAUGUCACGUGACAGCCAUUUUUCGCUUUGUCAAUCGCUCACUCAUCCGGGAGCGCACCACUGACAUCUUGAGGACUAAUCGGGUACUGCAAGCCACUAACAAUGGGUCGUUUUCAUGGUGUGUAUAUCUCUGUAGCUAGCUAUAAACUAGCUAGCAUCGUCUCCACAAGAGUCGUCGGGUGUACAGAAAACUAACAUAAACAGUUGAGAUUAUUAGAAAACAUGAAUAUAUGUUGCAGUUUCACUGACAAGCAGUACGUCUACCUGCCGUUGUUCCUAAGAGGUCAUCAAAAAACUCACUUUAUUUCGGAUUGGCCUAAAGUAGCUGGGAAGGCCAGGGGGCUCAUGUUUGGAGGCGCUUUUAUUGAAACAAAUACAUGACAAACUAAUGCAAAGGAGUUUUAUAGCCACACUUAAAGGAAAAAUGAAAUACAACUAUACAAAAGUUACAAGAAUAAAAGAAUACAAUCCAUUAAAAUAAUUUUUAAAAUGUUUUAAAAUUAUUACUAUGACUUUUUUGCCAAUUGAUUUAUUCAUUUUCAAUUACAACCCUCACAUUGUUUUUUUAAAAAGGCUUUAUGCUUGUUUAAUUGCUUUUUUCUUUAAAGUUUGACUUCCACCGCUCAUUAAAAUUAACAUUUUUUUCUUUGUAUUAUUUGUACUUAAAAUUUGUGAAAUAUCAGCUUUUUGAAAUAAAACAGGAGAACAUACACAAUUGCACAAAAUAUAAGUAUAUUCUCAUGUAAUUGACAUUUUUUUCUUCUAAUAUUAUCACUUAACACAAAAAUCACACAAAAUAUGACUUUAUUCUUGUAUAAUUACUACUUUUUUUCCCUGAUACGUUUGACUUCUUUUUUUUUUAUUUUAUAAUAUGACUUAAAAUUUUCCCCCCAAAUUUCCACGAAUAAAAUAGUAAUAUUCAAGUUGGGUUUUUUUUGUAAUAUUUCCAUUUUAUUCUUGACAAACUUUUUUUCCUCAUCAUCCUAAUAAUCAUAUACCAUAAAAUUACAGCUUUUUUUCAUGGAAUAUGACUUUACAGUUAAGAUGACCACAUUUUUCAUGAUCUAACAAUAAAACUGCUUUUAUGAAAAAAAGUUGUGCCCAUAUAAUAAAAAAAUGCUAAUUUUUUUUCUUAAAUUUAUUUUUUGUAAUAAAUUUUCCUUUUUCUUUUCAGUGUGGCCCUAAUAUUUUUCACAGCCUGCAUAGCACAGUGUAAUUUUCCAUGGGACUAACAAUCACACUGUAAUUUCCAAAACCUACUACUCAACACUGCCCCCGGUGACAGUGCUCUGCCACUACACCCGGCUGUCAUUUCCCAUUUGAGGGCCUCAAGUUGUGUUUUUUGUCGGGAGCGACGGGAACAGACAGUUCAUUCAUGUGUCUGCAUGACCGGAAUGGAGCAUCACAAAUUCCCGGGGCUCAGCCUGCUGUUACCGUGGAAACCAGCGAGAUGGGCCGAGAGGUGGAUUGAGCCUUCAUCCCAAUUGCUUUUCAACUACAUUUUUGUGUUUGAGAGCGUUAAACAGAUGCUCGGCAAGGUCACCUGCGACUGCAUCUCCUCGGAAGCCCCUCGCUGGCCCUUAAAGCCUUUUAAACAAUUACAAAACUCCCACAGGAGCUUUUACACUACCUAUUUACCCCUAAUGUGUGUGUGUGUGUUUGUGUGUGUGUGUGUGCUGGACUGAGCUGACGUCCAGACAGCAGCAUCGUGAUCCAAACAAACAUGACGGCGAGGAAUGCUCAUCCGUAUUAUGAGGAGGAGGCAAAGAUGGCGGCAGGGCUGAUUAUGGGAGGAGUGUUGACCACUGGUACGUGUGUGUGCGUGCGCGUGUGUGUGUGUGUACAUCCGUGUGAUGAUACUGACUGUGAGGCAGCCAAAGACUGGGCAAAAAGGUGACACUGCAGAAUGGAAUAUUAGAAAAAAGAAAAAAAAAAGACUUUUUAUGAGUCGGCAAUGGCCGCGUUUUCUUUUGCAACUGAUGGUGACAGAUGUCUGUUAAGUUAAUAUGAAAACUAAACAAGCCAACUAUAUAGAAAGUGUUCUUCAAUGGUUUAUUCGGGGUGGGCUGGGGUCUAACAUUUGCCCUUUAGUCAGUGGUGAUAGUAAAAAAAACAUCUUAAGUUUUUAUGUUAAUAAUUCAAAUGAAAAUGCUUUUUUGGGGGGGUGCCCACUAUAGUGCAUGAAUUCUUCCCCAGCAAGGAAGGAAGGAGGGCUUCACCACUCUGACUAUUUAAGAGAAUAUUAUGAACUAUUUGGGGGUUGGGGGGGGGGGGGGGCAAAGGAGGGUCAUAAUACAAAGGAAACAAAGUAAUGAAGUACUGUAAAGUGAAAAGAUAACCUGUCGAUGCUGAGUAUGGUCAUUUGUCUGGAUGGGAAUGGUGUAUACAGCAAGGCCUUAUGUGAUCUGUAUCAUAGUUAAUAAAUGAAAUCUUGUACAACCACGCCUCACGUCGGUCUCCAUCUUCAGCUCAAAAAUGUGAUAUUUGUGUGGAAAAAAAGGUCUGGACCCCCGAAGCAGAGGCAUGAGGCGGAAAAAUAAUUCCACAACAAAGAAGGGAGCAGAAAGCACAGGUCAUGGUUUGCCACAGCUUCAUUGAAAACGACUAGAAGAUGCAACAAUGACCAAAAUGGAAGAAAGAACCGGCAUCUCACACCUCCAAACAAUUGUUUUUUGGGUGCCAGACGGCCAAUCAGCAGCAGCCAUGUCGAGGACCUCUGAAAACAAAAACAAAAAAAAAACCCACAAAGACAAACACGGAAUGUAACACAAUGGGUUAAUCUGAAAGUACCUCAUGUUUUCUUUCAUUAGCGCUCAUAAAAUGUGAUUUUUCCCAAGUUUAUACAUGAAAAACCAACAGGUGGUGCCAAACAAGUCAGUCUGAGCUUUUCUUCCUGUCUCGCACACACUUUCAACUUCAAUUGG